CAAAAAAAUUACCAGUUUAUCAUUAAUAUUAAUAUUAUUCAUAUUGGUUUAUAUUAUAAUUCUAAGUAGAAAAUAAAAUUAAUAUAAGAUUAAGUUAUAAAAUGAAUUUAUUUAUCUUGUCUAUCAAUUUAUUCAUAUUCCAUGUUGGAAUUAUUAAUGUAUGUCAUUGUGAAAAAAAAAAUGUUGAAGACAUUUCUACAAAAGUAUGUCAUUGCGAAAAUGAAAAAAAUGAAAAUAGUUCUACAAUAAUAUGUCAAUGUGAAAAAGAAAAAAAUGAAGAUAGUUCUACAAAAGAAUGCCCUUAUGAAAAAGAAAAAAUUGAAGAUAAUUCUUCAAAAGAUGUUGAAAUUUGCGCAAUUUGUUUUAACGAAGUAAACGAUGAAUGUUACAAGACACCCUGUAAUCAUGAAUUUUGUAAAAAAUGUAUGGACCAAUGGUUACAAAAGGGAAGUACAUGUCCAAUAUGCCGAUAUUUAAUCAAAGAAAAUAAUGGUAAUAUUCGAAACAAAUUUGAACGAUAUUAUUUCUUCAGAAGAUUUUUGUAAAACAGUUACUAACAAUAUAAUUAUGUACAUAAAAAUAUGUAUUUGUAUAAUUUAUUU
Daktulosphaira vitifoliae (grape phylloxera) is the source of this 602-nucleotide messenger RNA. RefSeq lists its product as uncharacterized. Lineage: Eukaryota; Metazoa; Arthropoda; Insecta; Hemiptera; Phylloxeridae. Bases 102 to 545 code for a protein of 147 amino acids. The transcript has 8 exons. The record is from RefSeq and is a predicted model, not a curated record.